Messenger RNA from Radiomyces spectabilis, 528 nucleotides. Its product is annotated as MT-A70-like protein. NCBI's taxonomy places the organism in Eukaryota, Fungi, Mucoromycota, Mucoromycetes, Mucorales, Radiomycetaceae. The transcript is spliced from 3 exons. The annotation marks the transcript as partial. Gene Ontology annotation, cellular component: RNA N6-methyladenosine methyltransferase complex; nucleus. The record is from RefSeq and is a predicted model, not a curated record. Gene Ontology annotation, molecular function: nucleic acid binding; methyltransferase activity.
UUCGAUUUUGUGGUUCUUGAUCCGCCAUGGCCCAAUAAGAGCGUACAUCGCUCCGGUCACUACGAAUCUCAGGAUAUUUACGAUCUCUUCAAGAUACCAUUAUCUUCGCUUCUUCGGUCCGACAAUUCCGACAACCCAGCACUCGUAGCAGUAUGGAUCACCAAUAAACCAAAGUUCAAGCGGUUUGUCACUGAUAAGCUAUUUCCGUCUUGGGGCUUGGAAACCGUAGCGGAAUGGCACUGGCUAAAAGUAACCACCGAGGGCGAGCCUGUCAUGCCCUUGGAUUCGCCUCAUCGAAAGCCUUACGAACAACUGGUCAUCGGUCGUUGUAAACAACGUCCUUCUCCGGAUAUACCCCAGACGCGCGUCAUUGUCAGCGUGCCUUGCAAACACCAUUCGCGGAAGCCUCCUCUCAGAGAAAUCAUGAAACCUUAUCUUGGAUCCGAACCGCGUUGUGUCGAGCUAUUUGCCAGGUGUCUUUUGCCUGGAUGGACGAGCUGGGGAAAUGAAUGCUUAAAAUUUCAAAAC